Molecule: messenger RNA, 3079 nt
Organism: Syngnathoides biaculeatus (alligator pipefish)
Lineage: Eukaryota; Metazoa; Chordata; Actinopteri; Syngnathiformes; Syngnathidae
Product: core histone macro-H2A.1
Exons: 9
Coding region: 1591-2853 (420 amino acids)
Cellular component (GO): nucleosome
Molecular function (GO): structural constituent of chromatin; DNA binding; protein heterodimerization activity
Source: RefSeq, a predicted model, not a curated record
AACUAGCAAAUGCACGGUGAUGGAUUACCCCCCGCCUAAAAAAAAAGUUUUAAACCGCUGUAAUAUUACUUGCAAGUCGGAACAUUUCAUUUAGUAAUUCGUUAGUGUACCACUAGAUGGCGUUAACGUACCACAUUUUAAGAAUCACUGCUUUAGACUGCGAUACACCAGAUUUUGGGAAAAGUAUGCCCGCUACUACUAUUAUUUAGAGUUAAUAUAAUUUUAUUUAAUGUAGAUAAAAAUGCAUUUGGCAUCAUAUUCAUCGUUAAAUAAAAAUGACUUUUUAAUUCUUAGUCUUCUUAGUAUUUUCCUUAUUUGAUUCAUUAGCAUAAUUAAAUUGUCAAUAAUAAAAUAUACACAAAUGUACACAUCUGGUGUUUUUAUUACAGGUGUAUUCAUGAUAGUUGUGUAUUAGUAAUACUUUAUUAGCAUAAUUAUUUUUUUAAACUAUUUUGAUAUCCAAAUGAAAAGUAACUUUUUAAAAGCCAUUUUUAUUUCCCCAAAAUAUAUUUUACAUGCAUGUUUGUAACUCGCCCUGGCCCAUCUGCCCAUUGAAAAUAUCAAAUAUGGCCACGAUUUUCCCACUUGUAAUUUUGGUGGCCAAGUCUUCCCCGCAGUGGUGAUGUGCCGCAACUGCAGCUCCCAGAUUUCUCAAUUAAAAAACUGACAAUAUUUUUUUGAACAAGAUGAAGAAUUCGGACUCGUUGCUUGGGUUUUGCUACCAUGACAACUAAGAGGAGAGCUGGGGUGUUGCGAGGAAGCCAGCUGCGAUUCAAUGUUGCCAGUUUAGCCAAGUUACAUUUUUUUUAUUAAAAAAAAAAAAAAAAAAACAGCAACAAAGCGAUGUCAUCCACUGGCUAAUUUACUUUUAGAAACUAUCAAACGUAUAGGAUUUUAUAUUUUAGUUUUUUUUUCCCCCUAUUUAAUUGUGAUGCUAGUAGUUUUUUUUUUAGUUUUUUUUUUUCAUGCUUUGGGAUCAGGAAAAAAAAAAUGUACCACAAAGAACAGUUCAAUUGGUUUGAUUAAAAUUUCCUGAGGACCAUGAACUAGAAAACUCAACAGACAGAAAAGGGGUUGAGGUUCUAUAAACGCCCCUAUAUUGAUGAGAAAUUUGGCAAAUUUCAACUACAAUAUUCCCAGAAUUCCUCAGGUGAAUUUGACCAUGUAGUUCUACUAGUAACAACGUGGAAAUCUACUGAAGAUUACAGCAUGCAUACUCAUUAUUACAUGAAUAUUAUCCUAAAUUUCGAGUAGUAAAUUAUUAUUAUUUUUGCAGUGACAUUGCGGUUCAAGUGAAGGUAAGCUAUCCGUUGGAACGGGGGCAGGUCGAGCCGGCUGCUCCCCCGCUGAGUGGCGUCGUCGGGCGGCUGUCAGCUCUCGGCUCAUCUCGCUGUGGAUUGUGGGAGUCGACGGAGCAACAGACGAAGCGACGGAGCUUACGUCGUCACUCACCGGGAGAUAUUUGACGCCCUUUCGCCUUUUUAGUUCACCGAGAGAGAGCCGAGCGAAGGCCGAAUUGAAGAGCUCUCCCACGGGCAAGAAGGGCCGGCGAGCCGCCGCCGAGCGUCGCCGUCAAUCGGGCUGCCGACAAUGUCGCGGGGAAACGCUUCUUCGACGGCGGAGCGUGAAUGUCGUCGCGGCGGCCCGAGGCCCCCACGAGCGGCACCCCGCCUGUCGCCAAGCAUGUCGAGUCGAGGAGGCAAGAAGAAGCUGACCAAGACGUCGCGCUCCACCAAAGCGGGCGUCAUCUUCCCGGUGGGCCGCAUGCUGCGCUACAUCAAGCGCGGCCUGCCCAAGUACCGCAUCGGCGUGGGCGCGCCCGUCUACCUGGCGGCUGUUCUCGAGUACCUGACCGCCGAAAUCCUGGAGCUGGCGGGCAACGCGGCCCGAGACAACAAGAAGGGACGCGUCACGCCGCGCCACAUCCUGCUCGCCAUCGCCAACGAUGAGGAACUCAACCAGCUCCUGAAGGGCGUGACCAUUGCGGCGGGCGGCGUCCUGCCCAACAUCCACCCCGAGCUCUUGGCCAAGAAGCGCGGCGCCAAAGGCAAGCUGGAAACGCCCCUCUCGCCCGCCCCGGAGAAGAAGGCCAAGCCGGCCAAGAAGACGCCGAGCAAGAAGACGAGCGGCAAGAAGGGCGCCGGCAGGGCCAAGGUACGCCGGCGGCGUUGGCGGUCGCCCCGGGGACGUUCUGACGUUUUUGCCGCUCUGCAGAAACAGGGCGAGGCCAGCAAGACGGCGUCGGCGGACAGCACCACCGAGGGCUCGCCGGCCGACAGCUUCACCGUGUUGUCCACCAAGAGCCUCUUCCUGGGUCAAAAACUCAACCUCAUCCACAGCGAGGUCAGUAACUUGGCCGGCUUUGACGUGGAGGGGGUCAUCAACCCCACAAACGCCGAAAUUGAGCUAAAAGACGAUCUAGGUUCUGCCCUAGAAAAGAAGGGCGGCAAGGAGUUAGUUGAAGCGGUUCUGGAAAUGAAGAAAAAGAACGGGCCCCUCGUUGUGGCGGGAGCGGUGUUAACCGCCGGCUUCGGCCUCCCCGCCAAAUACGUGAUUCACUGCAACAGUCCGGUGUGGGGCUCGGACAAGUGCGAGGAGAUGCUGGAAAAGACGGUGAAGAACUGCCUGGGCCUGGCCGACGAGAAAAAGCUCAAGUCGGUGGCCUUCCCGUCCAUCGGCAGCGGAAGGAACGGCUUUCCGAAGCAGACGGCGGCCCAGGUGAUCCUGAAGGCCAUCUCCAGCUACUUCGUGGCCACCAUGUCGUCCACCAUCAAGACGGUUUACUUCGUGCUGUUCGACAGCGAGAGCAUCGGCAUCUACGUGCAGGAAAUGGCCAAGCUGGAGGCCAGCUAGAAGCUUCGCUCAUCUUUCGUAGCGAGACGAAUCUUUCGAAACGGCCGGGAACUUGGGUUUUUUUUUUUUGUUUUUUUUUGCAUUACAUUUGUAUUCUUUCCUAUGUGGGUUUUUGUUUCCCAACAAAUUAUUUUCCAAACAAAGUUGCGCACUGAGUUGACCUUUUCACGCAAACAGUGUCAAACAAAUAAAAGGUUGAAUUUUUCUGUCAAGGGAAAAAAAAAAA